Labeo rohita (rohu) is the source of this 1450-nucleotide messenger RNA. RefSeq names its product thiosulfate sulfurtransferase like domain containing 3 (gene tstd3). Bases 175 to 717 code for a protein of 180 amino acids. Gene Ontology annotation, molecular function: thiosulfate-cyanide sulfurtransferase activity. Gene Ontology annotation, cellular component: mitochondrion. The record is from RefSeq and is a predicted model, not a curated record. Lineage: Eukaryota; Metazoa; Chordata; Actinopteri; Cypriniformes; Cyprinidae. The transcript is spliced from 4 exons.
CGUCACUGGUAAUACGUAGGUGUAGUUGUGCGCAUGCGUGCUGUGUAGGAGUAAUGGGUAGCCGCAACUCAGCGUAACUUAUAGUCAGUUCCAGUGUUUUUGUCAAUAUUGAAAUACAAAACAAGAGAUAAGGAACGUCGUCACCUUGUAGCUUUCAUUACCAUAAAUCCUAGCAUGGCGUUAAAUGUCUGUUCACGGCUGACGAGGAGUAUUGUCGGCGUUUUAGCCGGCAGAAGUGUCAUUCCUGUUACAAGACAACUAACAACUACUUCUUGCAGGAUACAUUUGCGUUGCUUACAGCACAUCCGCUUUAUUCGUUGUGAUGGUACUUCAUUACGAAAUUUCAGCUCUUCAAGUCAGCCUUCAGUAGAAGUGACCUACGAACAGCUGAAGAAACUGCUGCUCUCCGAAACUACGGUGGUUAUAGACGUCCGUGAGCCGUGGGAACUCAGGGAAUACGGGAAUAUACCGGGGUCAAUUAACGUGCCCUUGGGACAAUUGAAUGGAGCUCUCCAGCUCACGCCUGAUGAAUUCAAGGAGAAAUACGGAGGAGCCAUGCCAUCACAAUCCCAAACCGUAGUGUUCACCUGCUUAGCUGGUGUAAGAAGCAAAAAAGGCAUGGAAACUGCAGUGUCUUUAGGAUACACCAAGGCUCAGCAUUUUUCAGGCGGAUGGCAAAAAUGGGCAGAACGUGAACUAAUACAAACCAAAGAGUAACAUGUUGUCACAUUUUAGUCAUGUUAACACUGUGAUAGAAGUUUAAUUGACCUGUACUACAGUUUGGAUUAUACGCAGAGUCAAAAUGUGCCACUGAGACCGAAUCAAAUAAAGGAAUGGUGUGAUUAUAUUUAAAUCUGAAAAGAUGCACUGUAACAUGACAUGAGCAGUGUGCAUUCUAGGGUGAUUAUUUUAUUUAACGUAGUUGGUUUGAAUGGGAGAGUGUAUGUUACAACUUCUGUUCAAAGGGCUGUGGGCUAUUUGCCUAAUAGGUAAACCUAAAUAUUUAUAUUGUAUAUAUAUAUAUACACUACCAGUCAAAAGUUUUUGAACAGUAAGAUUUAUGUUUUUUAAAAAGUAAGUCUCUUCUGGAAAUAAGUCUCUUCUGCUCACCAAGCCUGCAUUUAUUUGAUCCAAAAUACAGCAAAAGCAGUAAUAUUGUGAAAUAUGUUUACUUUUUUUUAUUUGAGCAUUUUAUUUAAGACAUCUGUAAUGUUACAAAAGGUUUCUAUUUCAGAUAAAUGCUGUUCUGAACUUUAUAUUCAUCAAAGAAACCUGAAAAAAGUCUACUUAGCUGUUUUCAAAAUAAUAAUAAUAAAAUGGUUUUUGCACAGCAAAUCAGAAUAUUAGAAUGAUUUCUGAAGGAUCAUGUGGCUGGAGUAAUGAUGCUAAAAAUUCAGCUUUAAAAUCACAGGAAUAAAAUACAUUUUAAAAUAUAUUCAAAUAGACAGCA